Molecule: messenger RNA, 4542 nt
Organism: Saccharomyces paradoxus
Lineage: Eukaryota; Fungi; Ascomycota; Saccharomycetes; Saccharomycetales; Saccharomycetaceae
Gene: SWR1
Product: chromatin-remodeling protein SWR1
Exons: 1
Coding region: 1-4542 (1513 amino acids)
Cellular component (GO): Swr1 complex
Molecular function (GO): histone binding; ATP-dependent chromatin remodeler activity; ATP hydrolysis activity
Source: RefSeq, a predicted model, not a curated record
AUGACCACAUCUCGUAAAUCGCAUACGAAAGACAAAAAGGCUAGUGGUGAACAGGAUCUGGCGGAUUUGAAGUUUAAGUAUGACCUUCUGACGAAUGAGCUUUUCCACUUAAGGGAGUUUGUUUCACUGAUAGACUAUGAUCCAACCCAUUUCAAUGACUCUGAAAGUUUUCAGAAGUUUCUCAAGGACACACACUUGUUGCUAGAGGAGGGAGCAGAAACUUCUGCUAAUGACGUAAUAAAGAAAAGCACAAAUGGCGAUCUCACUCGCAGAAGACGUAACCUCAGAACAUCAACAGUUGUUAGCUCUGAAACGACCAAUGAUAAAAAGGGUGAUAUAGAACAGAAGCUAGAAAGCAUCGCACCCUUAGUGCGAAAUAAAUGUCAAGAACUAAAAUAUAGACUAAAGGAUUAUUCAAAUACGAAAUCUCUGGUACCGCAAAAAAGACCGAUACAGCAUUUAAAGAAGAGAGAGGUCACGAAGGCUUUGAAAUUUAAGAGUGAAAGAAAGGAAAAUUUACCGGCAUUGCCUGCCCCUAAAACUGAAGAAAAACAUGAUCGCAUUGCAAAAGUCGAAGAGACUUCUCAAGCGUUCACGAUUAAGUAUCAUUCUGAUGACAGCUCCUUUGAAAACACUAGUGAACAUUAUAGUGAUAAUUUUUAUUUUACCACAUCAUCCGAAGAGGAAGAAAUAAAGAAGAAAAGAGGUAGAAAGAAAAAAAGACCGAGGAUAAAACUGGUAGUUCACCCUCCAAAGCAAACAGUAACGAAUCCGUUGCAUGUAGUCAAGCCAAAAUAUGAAAACUUGCACGAAUACAUCGCUUCCUUUAAGUCACUAGAAGACGAUUUAACACUGGAGGAAUACAAUCAAUAUAUUGACGAACAAAGACAGCUUUUAUCAAGACUCAAAAAGGGUAUUGAAAACGGCGCAUUGAAAUAUGACAAAGGAACGGACUCACUGCAACCCAUAACAUCCAAGGAAAUUAAAACUAUUCUAGCAUAUAAACCAGACCCGAUUUCAUAUUUCUAUAAACAACAAGACCUACAAAUCCAUACAGAUCACUUAAUUAACCAAGGUGUUCAUAUGAGCAAGCUAUUUAGAAGUACGACAAAAGCAAGGAUAGCCAGAGCCAAAAAGGUUUCUCAGAUGAUAGAACAGCAUUUUAAACACGCAGCCGGUGCAGAAGAAAGAAAGGCAAAGGAGGAGGAGAGGCACAAAAAGUCAUUAGCAAGGUUUGCAGUUCAAGCCGUUAAAAAAAGAUGGAACAUGGCUGAAAAGGCUUAUAGGAUUUUGAGAAAAGAUGAAGAAGAACAGUUAAAAAGGAUUGAGGGUAAACAGCAUCUCUCUAAAAUGUUAGAGAAAAGUACCCAAUUGUUGGAAGCUCAACUAAACCAAGUUAACGAGGAAGAGAAAAGCAGCAAUCUGUCUUCUGACUCAGAUGACCUAUUGAGUGAAAGUGAUGUUGCUAUGGAUGAGGAAUUAUCAACAUCUUCUGAUGAAGACGAGGAAGUCGAUGUUGAUGUUGGGUUAAAAAAUAGUCCAGUAUCGACGGAAGCUACUCCGACCGACGAAUCAUUAAAUCUAAUACAAUUGAAAGAAAAAUACGGGCAUCUUAAUGGUUCGUCGACAGCAUAUGACUCAAGAAAUAAAAAUGGAAAGUUUCCGACGUUGGACGAGCAUGAAAGUUCAAGUAGCGAAAAUUCUAUAAUGACGGGAGAGGAAUCCUCGAUAUAUUCAUCCUCUGAAAAUGAAAGUCUAAACGAAAAUGAACGAGAAUCCGAAGAUAAAACUCCAUCUGUGGGUUUAAGUGCAUUAUUUGGUAAAGGUGAAGAGUCAGAUGGGGAAUUCGACCUUGAUGAUAGCGAAGAUUUUGCGGUUAACAGUUCAUCUGCAGAAGGCGAAGAACUUGAAAAAGAUCAAAUGGGGGAUUCAGCCGCCAAUAUUGAAAAAGCACGCGAACUUGACCAUACUCAAAAUGAAAAUAGGAAUGAUAUAAAAGGUAUCGAAGAAGAUGUCCAGACAAAAAUACAAGAAGAACAAUUAUCAGUGGUAGAUGUACCUGUUCCAUCUUUACUAAGAGGGAACUUAAGGACGUACCAGAAACAAGGUUUGAACUGGUUAGCCUCUCUUUACAACAAUCACACAAACGGUAUUUUGGCAGAUGAAAUGGGGUUAGGUAAAACUAUUCAGACGAUCUCUUUGCUAGCGUAUUUAGCCUGUGAAAAGGAAAACUGGGGGCCACAUCUCAUUGUUGUUCCUACAUCAGUUUUGCUGAAUUGGGAGAUGGAAUUCAAAAGGUUUGCACCUGGAUUUAAAGUUUUAACAUAUUACGGUUCUCCUCAACAACGUAAAGAGAAAAGGAAAGGUUGGAAUAAGCCUGAUGCCUUUCACGUUUGUAUUGUUUCUUAUCAAUUAGUAGUUCAAGACCAGCAUUCUUUUAAGAGAAAGAGAUGGCAAUAUAUGGUGCUGGAUGAAGCCCAUAAUAUCAAAAACUUUAGAUCUACAAGAUGGCAGGCACUUUUGAAUUUCAACACACAAAGAAGGCUCCUGUUGACUGGUACGCCUUUGCAAAAUAACCUCGCUGAGCUGUGGUCAUUAUUGUAUUUCUUAAUGCCACAGACUGUUAUUGACGGGAAAAAGGUAUCCGGAUUUGCUGACCUUGAUGCAUUCCAACAAUGGUUUGGACGGCCUGUCGAUAAAAUUAUUGAAACGGGUCAGAAUUUUGGACAGGACAAGGAAACGAAAAAGACUGUUGCCAAGUUGCAUCAAGUUUUACGUCCAUAUCUUUUAAGAAGGUUAAAGGCUGAUGUUGAGAAACAAAUGCCAGCGAAAUAUGAACAUAUCGUCUAUUGUAAGCUAUCUAAAAGGCAAAGAUUCUUAUACGAUGAUUUCAUGUCAAGAGCUCAGACGAAGGCGACUCUAGCUAGUGGAAAUUUUAUGUCUAUUGUCAACUGUUUGAUGCAGUUGAGAAAAGUGUGUAACCAUCCCAAUUUAUUUGAGGUCAGGCCAAUAUUAACAUCAUUCGUCCUUGAACAUUGUGUGGCCUCCGACUACACCGAUGUCGAAAAGACUGUGCUUAAUUUGUUUCAAAAAAACAAUCAAUUUAACCUGGUUGACUUAGAUUUCAUGAACUUGGUGUUUACUCUUAAUGACAAAGAUUUGACUUCUUAUCAUGCUCAGGAAAUCUCAAAACUGACAUGUGUGAAUGAUUUCGUUGGAGAAGUAAAUAAAUUGAAGGAAACUAAUAAACAACUUCAGGAGGAAUUUGGAGAGUCUUCUUUGAAUUUUCAAGAUGCAAAUCAAUAUUUCAAAUAUUCUAAUCAACAGAAGCUUGAAGGAACAGUUGGAAUGCUGAACUUUCUAAUGAUGGUAAACAAACUGAGGUGCAAUAGGAGACCUAUAUUUGGAAAAAACCUCAUUGAGCUAUUAACUAAAGAUAGGAAGAUAGAAUACGAUAAAUCAAGCAUCAUCGACGAUGCAUUAAUAAGACCUUUACAAACCAGGGUGCUAGAUAAUAGAAAGAUCAUAGAUACCUUUGCAGUUUUAACGCCAAGCGCUGUUUCAUUGGAUAUGAGAAAACUGACACUGGGAUUAAAUGAUGACAGUUCGGUAAAUGAAAACACAAAGCUAAAGGUAGUGCAGAACUGCUUUGAGGUAUCUAACCCAUUGCACCAACUGCAAACCAAACUAACAAUUGCAUUUCCGGAUAAAUCGCUACUUCAAUACGAUUGUGGUAAACUGCAGAAAUUAGCGAUUUUAUUACAACAACUGAAGGACAAUGGCCAUAGGGCCCUUAUCUUCACACAGAUGACAAAAGUUCUGGAUGUCCUAGAGCAGUUUUUAAACUAUCACGGUUAUUUGUAUAUGAGACUGGAUGGUGCCACGAAGAUUGAAGACCGUCAAAUUCUCACAGAGAGAUUCAACACGGAUUCCAGAAUAACGGUGUUCAUCCUAUCAAGUAGAUCAGGAGGGCUAGGCAUCAAUCUGACUGGUGCAGAUACAGUUAUUUUUUACGAUUCAGAUUGGAAUCCAGCCAUGGACAAACAGUGUCAGGAUAGAUGUCACAGAAUUGGUCAGACUCGAGACGUCCAUAUUUACAGAUUCGUCAGCGAACAUACCAUAGAAAGUAAUAUUUUGAAAAAGGCCAACCAAAAAAGACAGCUGGAUAAUGUCGUUAUUCAAGAAGGUGACUUCACCACUGAUUACUUCAGCAAACUUUCAGUAAGAGACCUAUUGGGAUCCGAAUUGCCCGAAAAUGCUUCAGGUGAGGACAAGCCACUGAUAGCAGACGCAGACGUGGCAGCCAAAGACCCUAGACAACUGGAAAGAUUACUUGCGCAAGCUGAGGAUGAGGAUGACGUUAAAGCCGCAAACUUAGCCAUGAGAGAAGUCGAAAUUGACAAUGAGGAUUUCGACGAAAGCGCAGAGAAAAAAGCAGCUAAUGAAGAGGGAGAGAGUCCCGCUGAACUGGAUGAGUAUGAGGGCACUGCCCAUGUUGACGAGUACAUGAUCAGGUUUAUCGCCAACGGUUAUUAUUAUUGA